AUGUCCACACCCGCCAGAAGAAGACUUAUGCGCGAUUUUAAGCGUAUGCAGCAGGAUGCCCCCUCCGGUGUAUCUGCCUCUCCGUUGCCAGAUAAUGUCAUGUCUUGGAACGCGGUGAUUAUCGGUCCAGCGGACACCCCCUUCGAGGAUGGGACCUUCCGCUUGGUUUUACAGUUCGACGAGCAGUACCCGAACAAGCCGCCAACCGUCAAGUUCACCUCCGAGAUGUUUCAUCCAAAUGUCUACGCCUCCGGUGAGUUGUGUCUCGACAUCUUGCAGAAUCGUUGGUCUCCUACGUAUGAUGUGGCCAGUAUCCUAACCUCCGUGCAGUCGUUAUUAAACGACCCUAACAUCAGUUCGCCCGCCAACGUGGAAGCCGCGAACUUGUAUAAGGACCACAGAUCGCAGUACGUGAAGCGUGUGAAGCAGACCGUGGAGACCAGCUGGAAUGAAGAUGAGUUGGAGGAAGACGAAGAAUAG
Molecule: messenger RNA, 480 nt
Organism: Babjeviella inositovora NRRL Y-12698
Lineage: Eukaryota; Fungi; Ascomycota; Pichiomycetes; Serinales
Gene: RAD6
Product: E2 ubiquitin-conjugating protein
Exons: 2
Coding region: 1-480 (159 amino acids)
Biological process (GO): protein polyubiquitination; proteasome-mediated ubiquitin-dependent protein catabolic process; DNA repair
Cellular component (GO): HULC complex
Molecular function (GO): ubiquitin conjugating enzyme activity
Source: RefSeq, a predicted model, not a curated record